Eremomyces bilateralis CBS 781.70 is the source of this 2367-nucleotide messenger RNA. Its product is annotated as RabGAP/TBC. Lineage: Eukaryota; Fungi; Ascomycota; Dothideomycetes; Eremomycetales; Eremomycetaceae. The coding region runs from base 1 to 2367 and encodes 788 amino acids. The record is from RefSeq and is a predicted model, not a curated record. The transcript is spliced from 3 exons.
AUGUCUUCUCCUCCCCUAACCACAAACGAAGAAUCAAUCCCGAACCCAUUGUCGCCGAUACCCCCUCCCUCGCGCGGAAACCAGAGUAUCGCCGCCCCUCGUGCCUCGAGCGCACCCUCCUGGAUCAAUGCUUUGCGCCGACCGAGAACCUCUCCAGGACCGAGAUCGUCCUCAUUCAAAUAUCAAACGCAUCUUUCCGGAGAUAUCAGGAGGGAUUCUGGGUUGGAUCCCAGCUCGGCCUCCACGGGGACACACGCGGCAUCAGACAAUCAGAAUUUGACGAAGAUCCCCAGCCUCCCAACGAUUGUCGUGCACGAUGACGAGAGCGGCAGCGGAUAUCAGAGUCAUGGUAGUCGUCAUGUCAGUGAAGGGUCCUCAUCUGCCGCCGAGCCAUUCCUACGCAUCACCACUCCGAUUCCCACCGGAAAUCUUGACGACUUCACAGCCCCAGAUACCUUAGAAUUUUCAAAGAGGGGAAGCAUACUUCUGUCUGGGAAACGCGUGGCGGAUGGAACAAGCGUGGAUAGAAGCGUGGCGGAUUGUGGAAAAAGCGUGGAUAGAAGCGAUGCCAGCAUCGGUAGUAACCCGGUUGAGCUCGAACCAAGGAUUCCAACUCCUCCUGCGCCCAAGCAAAGGCUACGGAUCCCACCUAUUCGAGGCCGACCAUUAAGCGGAAGGGUGCUAUCAAUGGAUGAUGCCAUCCUAUCGCGUAAGGUUCGGACUAUGUAUGACUAUGGCGACGAACGAGCUGGAGACUUGGACCGCCCGUACUCGUCAUUCUCCACAUCCGAUCACGGGCUCGUACAGGAGAAUGACGGAGAGUUGCCGGAUGGGGGGUCGCUCAUGAUCAAUCGGACCCUAUCACCAAACUCCGCGCGUCCCGCAUCAGCCGCCUCAUCAUGUCGAGGGAGUCUAUUUAAGCGGGAGCCGUUCGAAUUAGCUGGAGGGGUCGAGGAUUGGGAAGACGUUGCGGAAGGCCAAGUGGAUCGGUACGGAUUUAUCUUACCCAAACCCACCGGUUCUCGCAAUUCUUCCACCAGCCCCUCUCCUGAUGAUAGUCCGGGACUGGUACGUGUUGCCACUUCGCUGCAACUAGCAGCCGAGACGCCACGGCGAAAGAGAACGAUUCGACGCUCCCCAUCCAGGCAAUCCGCGAGGGUUACAUCCGCGGACGGUCCCAAACGUCGGGGCUCCAAAAGGUCUGCUCGAUCUCCCGCCUCUGUGUACACCAACCACACUGUCACGAGCGUACGUACAACGACCAGCACGUUCCGAAAUGCCACCAACCGGUUGCCUCAUAACCGUGAACGACGCAUCAUGGAUGAAGCGGGCGACAUGCUGACACUACCUCACGAACUUGCGGAGCUUGAAGGAGAGACAGAUGGAGGACGAACGGUGUCCUCGAUAAACAAGAAAGAGUGGGAGCGAGAGGAGAAGUGGAGGAAGAUGGCCAAGGCGAAACCGAGAAGUGGGACAGGUGGUGGCAUGGAUUUUGAUUUCGACACGAAGGAUGCGAAGCUCAUCUCUCGAACGUGGAAAGGCAUACCGGAUAAAUGGAGAGCAAAGGCAUGGUAUUCAUUUUUGGAAGCCAGUGUCCGGAAGACUAGUGGAGCGCCUACGCAUGAAGAGUUGGUGGAGCACUUCCAUGAACUUCAAGAUGAAUCAUCGGCGGAUGAUGUUCAGAUUGACGUGGAUGUGCCAAGGACGAUUGGUAGACACAUUAUGUUCAGGAGGAGGUAUCGCGGAGGGCAACGGCUUCUUUUCCGUGUUCUUCACGCCCUCUCCCUCUAUUUUCCAGAGACCGGCUACGUUCAAGGAAUGGCAGCACUGGCUGCAACCUUCCUUUGCUAUUAUGAUGAAGAGAAUGCUUUCGUCAUGAUGGUCAGGCUGUGGCAUCAUCGUGGCCUUGAUCACCUCUACCAGUCAGGGUUCGGAGGUCUCAUGGAGUCGUUGGAAGAUUUUGAGAAGAACUGGCUUGUUAAGGGGAAUGUCGCUAAGAAAUUAGAUGAACUGAACGUUUCCUCCACUUCUUACGGCACGCGAUGGUACUUGACCUUAUUCAACUACUCGAUCCCCUUUCCUGCUCAAUUGCGAGUAUGGGAUGUGUUCAUGCUUCUAGGCGAUGAUCCCUCCAGCGUUACCACAGGCACCGAUGCUCAACCAUCAUUCGGUGGAGAUCUUGAUGUUUUACACGCCACCUCCGCCGCACUGAUCGAUGCGACCCGCGAGAUCUUGCUCGAUUCCGACUUCGAAAACGCCAUGAAAACUCUUACUUCGUUCCUCCCUAUUAAGGACGAGGAGAUAUUAAUGCGCGUUGCCAAGGCGGAAUGGAAGCAGAAGCGGAAAAGGAUGGGGAAAAAGGUAUGA